Messenger RNA from Dama dama (fallow deer), 808 nucleotides. Its product is annotated as histone H2A.V. The transcript has 5 exons. Gene Ontology annotation, molecular function: structural constituent of chromatin; DNA binding; protein heterodimerization activity. Lineage: Eukaryota; Metazoa; Chordata; Mammalia; Artiodactyla; Cervidae. Gene Ontology annotation, cellular component: nucleosome. The record is from RefSeq and is a predicted model, not a curated record. Bases 150 to 536 code for a protein of 128 amino acids.
CGAGCAAGGCGAGCGGGCAUUGGCCGGGGCAGCGCGAGGCGGGCCCCGGUUAUUGUCCGGGCUCUGGCGGCCGCGGCGGCAACGGCGGUCGGUGCUGCAAUAGCGGCGGCGGCGGCUCGGCGGGACCGAGGGCACGAGCGGCCGAGACCAUGGCUGGAGGCAAAGCUGGAAAGGACAGUGGAAAGGCCAAGGCCAAGGCAGUGUCUCGCUCACAGAGAGCUGGGCUACAGUUUCCUGUGGGCCGCAUCCAUAGACAUUUGAAGACUCGUACCACGAGCCACGGAAGGGUCGGUGCCACUGCUGCAGUGUAUAGUGCUGCGAUUCUGGAGUACCUCACCGCUGAGGUGCUGGAGCUGGCAGGUAAUGCAUCCAAGGAUCUCAAAGUUAAGCGGAUCACUCCACGCCACUUGCAGCUUGCAAUCCGUGGUGAUGAAGAGUUGGAUUCUCUUAUCAAAGCUACCAUAGCUGGGGGUGGAGUGAUCCCUCACAUCCACAAGUCUCUGAUUGGAAAGAAGGGACAGCAGAAAACUGCUUAGAGAGUUGUUUUAACCAACCCUCUUCCUCCCUGUCAUUGUACUGUAACGGGACAGAAGAAAUAAUGGGGUUAUGUGGAAUUUUUAAAACAGUUAAAUGGAAAACCAUAGACAAUUACUGUAGACAUGGUAAAAGAAACAUUUGUACGUUCUUAGACUCGAAGUUUGAUAAAAGUACCUUUUCAUGUGGCAACAGUUGUGUUGAUUGGCUAGGUUUCUCCCAUGUGUUUUAUACAAAAAUGGAAUUGAUAAAAACCAUUUUUUAAAAAAAAUAA